Molecule: messenger RNA, 450 nt
Organism: Dentiscutata heterogama
Lineage: Eukaryota; Fungi; Glomeromycota; Glomeromycetes; Diversisporales; Gigasporaceae
Source: the annotation of a GenBank genome assembly
AUGGAAGAUUCGUCACAAAACGCAAAAAAAAAUACGUGUUCAGACCUAAAUGAAUCAAAUUUAGAAGAAAAUAACAAAAUAAAACAAGAAUAUUUAACAAAAAACAUUAAAAAAAUGAAUUAUGAGCGAUAUAACCUUGAAAAUGAUAGACCAACAGAAGAUCUGGAUAAUAAUUGGUCAUGGAAAGAAAAAGGAAAUGAGCAAUAUAAAAUAUGUAAUGCUCCAGAUAGUAGCCUGCCUGAACUUUCACCCGAUAAUAUAACACUAUUAAACCAGAAAAAUCUUGGAAGUGUUACAGAAAAUCUUUUAUCAGAUCAGAAUUCGGAAUUAAAUAAGGCAAUUGAUACAUUUGUUGAGAAAGAAGUAGAUAAGGAUGUAAAUACGUUUCAUGGGAAAAAGCAAGGUGAUUAUGUAGAAUUGGAAGAUGGAACUACUUUUUUAGUCGGUUGA